Molecule: messenger RNA, 840 nt
Organism: Fonsecaea erecta
Lineage: Eukaryota; Fungi; Ascomycota; Eurotiomycetes; Chaetothyriales; Herpotrichiellaceae
Exons: 2
Coding region: 1-840 (279 amino acids)
Source: RefSeq, a predicted model, not a curated record
AUGGCCGCAGAGGUUGGUGAUAAAACAUGGAAAGCAUUCUUAGAGCAGCACAACUCCCUUGUGACCUUACUCGACUCGCACGCCUCGUUGUUGGCAGAAAUGCGGAAAUUCUGUCUUGAAAAUAGUGCGACUCUGGGCCUGGUACAAGACCGUCUCAAAAACACGGAGAGUCUGAUUGCGACGUUCAAGCUAUCUGCCGAGUCAUUGACAGACAUCACUAAUCGGGAAGAGCAAGUCGUCAAGGAGGAUGUGGAGGCACCAGAACCAGAAACCUUCAACGUCCCAAUUCCUACUGCUGUACCCAAGCCGAAAUCCCACCUGUCUACCGAACCCCUGCUGGAUCCAAGCGGAUUUUUUGCAGUGGAUACGAAUCCCACCCCCAUUGAGCAACUAUACAAGGAGAAACCUGCCGUCGCCAUCAGAGCGAAUGGUCCAAAGCGAAAGGCUUCUGGGGAGCAGACCCAGCCAAACAUUGUGUCUGAAAACGAGCACAUGCGAAAGAAACCAAGACAGGGCCACAAACGAGAAGAGCCAACCCCACAAGAGGAGGAUGAUUCAUUCCUGAAGAGAGUCGAGGCGAGAUCACGGGCGAAAGAAGAACGAAAAAAGGCCAAGUCGGACAAGAAGCGUAAGAGACAGAGCGGUGACUCUAUGGGGAGUGUCAAAGCCCCCCAAAACAAGAAACAGAAGAAAAAGCAGGAUCCGAAGGUCGCCACGGCGAUGCCCUUUGCGGCACCUCCAGGUGACCUGCCGAUGCAGAAUGGCAAGAGACCGCACUCCGAGCCAAAUGAAAGCACAAAUGGACGAGCGAGCAAGAGGGGACGCCGAGGACGGAAGUAA